Messenger RNA from Cladophialophora immunda, 2132 nucleotides. RefSeq lists its product as uncharacterized. Gene Ontology annotation, molecular function: zinc ion binding; DNA-binding transcription factor activity, RNA polymerase II-specific. The record is from RefSeq and is a predicted model, not a curated record. Gene Ontology annotation, biological process: regulation of DNA-templated transcription. Bases 601 to 1482 code for a protein of 293 amino acids. The transcript has 3 exons. NCBI's taxonomy places the organism in Eukaryota, Fungi, Ascomycota, Eurotiomycetes, Chaetothyriales, Herpotrichiellaceae.
CUUCCACCCACCACCCCCCUUGCUAAUCGUUAGCCUGCUGGGCUCCACUCCCUCGCUCCCAUGUCCAUCCCUGUCGCUUGCACCUUUUCUGCUUUGUGUGCAGAUGUGUGUGUUGUGUUGCUGCCGUACGAGUACGGCACCAAAGGGGACGUGCAUCAAACUUUUUGCCCGCUCUCCAUCCUGCCCUCGAGUGGACUCUUUUUUGUUCGAACGCAACUCGAACGGCUAACACUGACACCCUGGUCCCAAAAUGCUCAUCAUGGUGGAUCCCCGACUAACUCAUGUCUUCUUAGUAACCCAGCCCUUCACUCAGAGUACCACUGGGUACUACAAACGAUAUAAGGCCUCAUGCCUCAUGGCCUCGAUGCCCUCCUUCUCACCCUAUGCUCCUCGAAACCCACCUCUUAGGAUACUCUUGUCGACGAAACUUCCAUAAGCUGACAGACCACACACAGUCUUGUCUUCGUCUGAUAUCCUAGUCGUGCCUCGGUCUCCCUCUGCGUCGGGCCUCUCCCUUCCAUUGAUAUAUAGCAUAGCGUUGUCCACCUGGAAUCGCGAGGACACAUCACCGCUCUCAGCAACCCUGAACCUAGAUCAGCAAUGGGCGCUACCAUCAUGACCCCUCCUCUGGAACCCUCAUCACCUAUGGACGGCGGCAUUCGCAAGCGAGUAUGCAAAGCUUGCGACCGCUGCCGUCUAAAGAAGUCAAAGUGCGAUGGUGCCAGUCCCUGUAGUCGGUGCAAAGCAGACAAUGCCAUCUGCGUCUUCGGCGAGCGCAAAAAGUCCCAUGACAAGGUCUACCCCAAAGGAUACGUAGAGAUGCUCGAAAGCCAGCAAGCACAACUUGUAGCCGGCCUGCAAGAGUUGUACAAGCGAACGCAAAGCGGCCAAGGCUGGACGGGCGCACCUUUGAAGGAGUCGGCGAACGGUGUUCCUUUGACCCACGACAUUCUGGAGAGGCUGGGUGCCCUGAAGCAAGAUGGUCACACAAGCGACGUCUUCGAGGAGGACCUCGCUGUGCUGCAACAGAAGUUGAUCGCCGACGGCGCUGGCUUCAUGCAACGGCAACCCUCGCACGACUCCCACUCGGACAGCAGCGCACCCUCGCCCAUCUACGAGCCCGUUGCCCAGCGGCCCAACUUCACCAACCCAUUCAACCUGAACCAGUUCCCUCCUACACCACCCAACCAAAGUCCGUUCCCCCAGAACGCACGCGUCAUCCCGACGAAGUCCCACUCGUAUCCUCAUGCUCAGUCGAACCUCAGCUGGAACACAGCGGUCUCGGAAUUCGAUGACAGCAUGGACUUUAUCAACCAAUUCGAGUCGCCCAUAAUGGAGUCCGCCAUCGACAUGAAUUCAUUUCCGCCAACCAUGUUCCAGGAACAUAUCGUCCCCGCCGCCAUCAACCCUUGUCUGACCAUGAAGGACUGGGCUGGCCAGGAAGAUCUUCAACGGUACUUCAACGCCAAUAUGAUUUCAUAACCGCCAGAGGCUCCUUUCUCAGGACACGACUGUUUAACGAUCAUAUCACUGUAAUGCAUCCCAAAAGCGGGCGUACGGGUUUGGCUUUUUUUUGUGGGGUGGUUUCUCCCGCGAUCGCUUGGGUUAUUGGGAGGGGUUUUGCGGAUAUCGCAUCCGGCGGGCAGGGCGGCACCCAAAGACGACCUUGAUGGCAAACGUCUUUUCUGCUAGCGGAGUGGAAUUGUUAUCUCCUCGCAGCUGGUUUACGUCACCCAGUGGGCUUCGAGUUGUACCAUGUGGUGAUGGCAAGUUUUUGAUGAUACCAUAUCUCGAUCGGGACAUGCUUUGGGUGGGAACAGGUCUGGGAGCAUUUGCCAAAUGGCGAAAAAGGUGGUCACAGCACUCGUUUACGGGCAGUGUGAGAGAUCAGGGUCAACGCAGGCUGGCAUGCCUCGUCGAGUAACCUCACCAAGCUUCUAUAUACUAAUGCAUUGAGCAGAGAGCAAUCUCUUCGCGUGAGUACGAGUAAUGCAGCAGAGGCAGCAGUUCGAUCAAGAAUGCGCGAGCCUAGUUCAACUUCAACCUUGAUUGUUUUCCCCCUGGCUUCUUCUGCGCACAUGCCUCUAUUCUGCUCUGCUGUUGGGAUCUUGCUCUCAACGGAGUUUCGGUCU